Messenger RNA from Nipponia nippon (crested ibis), 2262 nucleotides. NCBI's taxonomy places the organism in Eukaryota, Metazoa, Chordata, Aves, Pelecaniformes, Threskiornithidae. The record is from RefSeq and is a predicted model, not a curated record.
AUGGCCCUCGCCACCCCUGCCACCCGGCUGUGGGUGCCCCCCACCGUCCCUUGGGCCCCCCCUGCCACCAUCCCUGUCUCUUUGCAGGAGGUGCCCACCGAGUACCCGCCGGGGAGGGACGGUUCGGCAGCCUGGGCCAUCCGCGCCGUCUCCCUCGAGAGCGCCGUGUCCCCAGCCGAGCCGUUCGCCCGCGUCCUCUUCCACCUGCAGGGUCCCGACUGGCUGCCCGGGCAGCGGGACCACCCUGGGGAGCGGGACCACCCUGGGGAGCUGCCCUGCGUCACCCUCCACGCACACCACCGGGGCCGGGUGGCCCGUGGGACGUGCCGCCUGCAGGCACCCCUGGGCGUCUGUGUGGUGGAGCUGGAGAUCCCCCUGCGCUGGUUCUCCCCGGCACCAUGGUACUUGGCCCCCUGGGGGCUGCGGGCGGCGGAGCCGGCGCGGCGGCAGGAGGUACGGCUGGAUGACAAGGUGCUGCUGCGGGUGCCCGAUGCCACGCUACGCCCGGGACAGCGUUUCACCGCCACCCUCGCCGUACGGCACAACUUCACCGCCGACCAGCUGACGCUUCGGAUCAAGGCGAAGAAGGGGCUGCAGGUGGUGGGCGCCCGCCCCGGGUCCCCCACCGCCUGGACCGCCCAGCUGGAGCGCACCCGGGGUCCCAAGCACUCAACGGCCGUGGUGACCUGCCGGCGGAGCGGGGACACCCGUGGCGGCUGGAGGGCGGCCGACUCCGCCGCGUUCCUGCACCUGGACCUGGCGGUGGAGAACGGGACGGGGGGGCUGGCGCCGGCGCGGCCCCUCACCUGGCAGGUGGAGUACCCCGGCCAGGACCCCGAGGCCCAGAAGGACAAACUGGUGUGGGAGAUCCAGGUGUCGGAGCGGGACGUCCGUGCCCUCGUUCCCCUGGUGCAGGAGCUGGAAAUCUUGAACACGGCCCCACUGACGGGGGUCCCCCGUGCCAUACCGGUGAAGCUCGUGGCGGUGGGGGGGAGGGGGGUGGGCGGGGGGCCAGGCCCCCCGGGGCCGCCAGGCUGCGAGUCGGCCGACAAGCAGGUGCUACAGGUCUCGGAUGCCUGCGACGCUGUGUUCGUGGGGGGCAAGGAGAGCCGGGGGGCACGGGGGGCACGGGUGGACUUCUGGUCCCGGCGCCUGCACGCCUCGCUGCGCUUCACCGUCUGGGCACCGCUGCUGCCCCUGCGCGUCCAGCUGGGCGACACCGCGCUGGAGCAAGUGCGGGGCUGGCGCCUGCCCGGCGGCCCUGAGAGCGCCCUGGCGGAGGCGGAAGAGCCCGGGGAGGAGGCUGAGCGGCGGGCACGGGGCUGCCGGCCCCAGUACCAGCGGACGGCGGUGAGGGUGCUGGCACACUUCGUGGCCCACCCGCUCGACGGUGGCCGUCACCUUGCUUACCUGCCCGGCCCCGACUGGCUCCUGGAUGUCACCCACCUGGUGGCCGACCGGACCUGGGUGCAGGACCCUCGCGUGGCUUCGCUGGAGGGGGGCACUGUGGUGGGGGGCCGGGAGCCUGGGGUCACCUCCGUGGAGGUCCGCUCCCCACUCUCGGACUCCAUCCUGGGGGAGCAGAUGCUGGUGGUGUCGGAGGAGAAGGUGACGGUGACAGAGCUGCACGCCCAGGUGGUGUCAGAGCUGUCCCUGACGCUGCGGGCAGAGCUGAGCCACCCCAGCGUGGUCACCGCCACUGCCCAGGGCCUGGGGUCUUCCUCGGAGGAGGAGGAGGAAGGCUACGGCCACAACCGCGCCGGCAGGGAUGAAGAGGAGGAGGAUGAGAUGGUGAAGGCUCCCGAGCGGGUGACUGACCUGGAGAUCGGCAUGUACGUCCUGCUGGGCGUCUUCUGCCUGGCCAUCUUCAUCUUCCUCGUCAACUGCAUCUUCUUCGUCCUGAGGUACCAGCAGAAGGAGCUGCCGGACGCCGGCGCGGCCCCCUCGGCUCCCCAGCCCCACAACUGGGUCUGGCUGGGCACUGACCAGGAGGAGCUGAGCCGGCAACUGGACCGCCAGCAGCCCGAGCCACCGGCCCCUGAGGUGGGCACCGAGGCCGAGCGCUGCUGCUGUGGGGUGCCACCGGGCACCGCGACAGGCUCCGACGCUGGGGGUCCCCCCAGCACCCCAACACCUGGGGCUCCCCUGCCCCGCAAGGAGAGGGUGGCACUGGGGAGGAAGCCGGGGUGCCCUUACUGCUUUGGGUCUCAUUACGACAUUGUGUUCAUAGUGAUGAUGAUGAUGAUGAGUCCUGUGGUCUGA